Messenger RNA from Schistosoma spindalis, 1736 nucleotides. The record is from the annotation of a GenBank genome assembly. Lineage: Eukaryota; Metazoa; Platyhelminthes; Trematoda; Strigeidida; Schistosomatidae.
AUGGAGCGUCUUACAUUAUUUCAUCUACGACGAGCCGACAGAACUAACGAACCUGAAACCAAAACUAUUAUAGAUCAAAUGGAAACAGAAAGUCUUGUUAGUAAAGCGUACUACGAGAAACUUUGUCAAUGGAAAGAUGAUGCACUUCGGCUGUUCAAAAUAAAUCACAUAAAUUAUCUCAACAAGCGACUUUUCAAUCUGCCUAUGAGUUUUGAACAUUUAGAUGCAAGUCAACCGUGGUUGGCGUAUUGGAUUGUACAUGCUUUAAGACUGCUGAACUUUGUAAUCCCUGAGGAGACCUCGGUAAAAUUGAUAUCGUUUUUAGCAUCCUCUCAGCAUCCGGACGGUGGUUUUGGUGGCGGCCCUUAUCAAUUUGCACAUCUUGCAACUUCAUAUGGUGCAGUUAAUUGUUUGGCUUCUUUAUGUCGUCGAGAUGCCCUAGAUAUUAUCAAUCGGGAUACACUGGCUGACUGGAUGCGGAAACUUCAUCAGCCAGACGGCUCAUUUUUAAUGCAUUUAGGAGGUGAAGCUGAUGUUCGUGGUGCCUACUGUGCCACAGCAGUUGCAAAACUUACUGGGUUACUUAAAAAACAUCCUGAUUUGUUUGAAUCGACUGCAGAGUGGGUGGCUAGUUGUCAGACGUAUGAAGGUGGUUUUGGCGGUCAACCUGGAUUGGAGGCUCAUGGCGGUUAUGCUUUCUGUGCGGUAGCAACACUGUGCCUUUUGGGAAGGUCAGAUUUAAUUAAUUUGCCUAGACUAUUGUAUUGGGUCAGCCAUCGUCAAAUGGCGACGGAAGGUGGUUUUCAGGGUAGAACAAAUAAGUUAGUGGACAGUUGCUACUCUUUUUGGCAAGGUGGUAUUUUCCCAAUUGUCGAGGAACUGUUAUGGCUGUCCGGCGACCCUGCACUCAAUGACAUUGAUACGUUGUUUAACCCUUCUGCUUUGCAAGAAUAUAUACUGCUUUGCUGCCAAAAGGUUUCUUACACUCGUCCAGGUCUGAGUGUGCAUGCAGAUGAUUCUUCAGGUGAAAAAUUGUCUUCAAAUAAAAAUUCCACAUCUGAAUACGAUGUAUCUACUUAUGAUGGUGGGUUAAUUGAUAAACCUGGAAAGAACCCUGAUGCGUAUCACACGUGUUACUCUUUAAGCGGAUUGAGCGUAGCACAACAUUCUCCUCGUUGCCGCGUUGAAUCAUACCAAAAAAAUGAUCUUCCUCAUCCAUCACCUGCUGUCGAUGUAUUAGGUGAAGAAUUAGACGUGUACGCUUGAUCACAUGGCAGCCUACGCACAUAUCUCUGGCUCAAAUGUUAAUAUCUUAAAUAACGUUCGAUGGAUCAUUCACAUACCCAUGUAUAUAUGUACUCGAAUCCUAUUAGUAGCUUUUGUCUUGUUGUGCCCUUAAUCGAUUUGACUAGAAAUUCGCAAGUUAUAAAGGACCAGGUUAGUUGCCAAUGUUUUAUAUUUAAAAUGGUUCGUAUUAACUAAUGUUUUCUGUCUCACCUAACUGUAGAUUUCGCAUCCAGAUCGAAGUUGGUGUUCCUUUAAAUAUUUUCUCAAGGUAAACACCAGCAAAGCCGCUAGUAACAGAAGCCAAUAGAAUUGCUAACAACCCAUACAAAUUUGAAUAGAAUUCACUGCUCGAUGUUGAUUGAUCUAAUGAAGGCAACUAAGAGUUGUAGCAAGAAAAAGAAGAGUUCACAACAAAUAAUGUUAAAAUUUUUCAGAUGGUUAUUUGAAAC